AGUUCCCCUCCGACCCAUGUUGGGUUCUCUCCGAGAACUCAACCAUAAUGUUCGAACACGCUUCAUCUACGACUUCUUCAUCUACACUUCGAGCGGGAUGUGGGGCAACGCGAUGCUGUCGGUGUACCUCCUCAAGUUGACCAACAGCACCAAGAGAGUUGGGUUCGCCGAAGGAGCUCAGGGCGUCUGCAUGGCAAUCUCGGCGCUCCCCGCUGGAUACCUUGCUGACAAGUUCGGGAGGUCGAGGUUGUUGAAAGUAGCUGUGGUAGUCGGGCUGCUCGCGCUGACGACAGGACAAGCUGCGAUCUGGUUCUGCCAGAGCGAUUCCAGCAGCUACAUUUCGAUGCUCGUCUCGUUGUGUCUUUGGGGAACUUUCACCGGCAUUUCCAACCCGGCGCUAGAGGCUCUCUUCGCCGACUCAGUGGAGUCAGGACGGCGAUCGUCGCUCUACACGUGGAAGGCGACUUUCGUGUCGUUGGCGAACGCGACGGGCCCAACCUUGAACGUAGCGCUGUUCCUGUCCAUCGGCAACUCGUGGACCAUUGCGAUCAUAAGACCGAUCUUGUCGGCGGGGAUGAUGGUAGCGCUCGUUCCUAUAUUCCUCCUCUGCUUCUUCUCGGACAGGAAGGCGCUGGAUGCUUCGAGUGAAGGGCAUGCGGGCCGAGCUGGCAACCGACUUAAGUUAGUAUUUUCCAUGGCUCCUUGUCAAACUUUGCCUCUUGUUCUCUUUUUUGCAGAAGUUGAUGAGCGUCUAUCAUAUUGUUCGGAUCUAGAAGAUGUAGUAGAAGACGGAGACAGUCAGGAAGAAAGCAAAGAAACAGACAAGCUCCUCGGCAACGGAAGGGAGGACGAAGUGUCUCAACAAAGUGAACAACAUCAGAACGGAGAUUGUGAUGACGACGACGACGAUGACAAUGCAAGGAAAAUGAGGCAGAAAAAGUUUUGGAUCCCUGCGAUUCUGAUAUGCAGUGACAUCAUAGCGGCUCUGGCCUCUGGGAUGACCAUCAAAUUCUUUCCGCUGUUUUUUCAGAACGAAACAAACCUUGAGCCUGUCUUUGUCAACGUCAUCUACAUUGCGAGCCCUCUCAUGCUGUCUUUGUUUGCGAUUGUAGCACAGAGAGUGUCUUUGAAGAUCGGAAGAAUGCAAGUUUGCCUCAUGUUCAAGAUCUUUGGGAUUCUUCUUCUUUGUUUGAUGGGGCUCGAAAAUGCCGCAGGCACUAUCUUUUCCUUCUCGUGCUUCUUCUUGCAAGCUGACAUGUUAUUCUCAAAGCUUCUCAAGUCUGUGACAUUUGACUUCGUCACGAAAGCGGACCGAGCGAAAUGGGCUUCUCUAGACAGCAUUUCUCGCUUUGGGUGGAGCGGAAGCGCAGUGGUGGGCGGCAUCCUGAUAGACAAGUUCGGCUAUGGCGAGACCUUCUUCCUGACCGCCGCCAUGCAAGCAUGCGGCGCCGUCCUCUACCUCCUCGUCAUCCCGCUGGUACCAGUGAAGGAGGAGGAGCUGGUCCGGGGACACGAUCAACACGCUGCAGACGGUGAGGAGAUAUGGCUCAACGAUAUUGAUGCCUGUAUGAUGAACAUGAGGGACAAGGUGUUCUUUGACGUUGCCAUGUUUGCUUGUGAAAGAUUUGGAUAUUCUCUUCCUCUUCAUCCUCCUCUUCCUCCUCCUGCCCUUCCUUCGCUCUCUCGCUCACUCUCUGACCUCGCAGGUACUUCUCCUCCAGACACUCCUUCGUCUCUUCCCGCCAUCCACAGCCAGCCCAAGGAGAUCCCACACAGGAGCAGGGACCAUUUCGAAGACGUGGCGUUUCCUUCCUCCUUCUCCCCCUCCUUCUCUGCGUGA
Messenger RNA from Guillardia theta CCMP2712, 1840 nucleotides. RefSeq lists its product as hypothetical. Lineage: Eukaryota; Cryptophyceae; Pyrenomonadales; Geminigeraceae. The record is from RefSeq and is a predicted model, not a curated record. The transcript has 10 exons. Gene Ontology annotation, biological process: transmembrane transport. Gene Ontology annotation, molecular function: transmembrane transporter activity. Bases 17 to 1840 code for a protein of 607 amino acids.